Messenger RNA from Sphaeroforma arctica JP610, 1000 nucleotides. RefSeq lists its product as hypothetical. NCBI's taxonomy places the organism in Eukaryota, Ichthyosporea, Ichthyophonida. The record is from RefSeq and is a predicted model, not a curated record. The transcript is spliced from 3 exons. The coding region runs from base 38 to 1000 and encodes 320 amino acids.
GAUCUUCCCGUCACUUGCCGGAAAGGCGACUGGGCACAUGGGGUCUCUGGUAGUGCCACACGAGGUGGAGAGUAACGUGGUGCCUGCUCUGACGUCGUACGCUGUGAGCAGCUAUAGCCGACCCUAUGAUCAAGCCCAGAGACUAACCGAUGAGACCAUCGUGUCUAAUCGACAGUUGACGGUAGGCAACGGAGAAGGGAACUCCACCGACACACACAUAACCCAACAGCUACAACAACAACAACAACAACGCACCCUCUCGAGCAAGAAUAAGGGCAAAGACAAGGACCCUAACCCCACCAUCUACCGGAUGCUCUCCGUGACACCGUCUCAUACACACCGCAAGACACACCGAAAGUAUACACCCACCCGCAUAGACAAACGCAUAGACACACGCACACUCGCACGCUCAAGUUCGGGGAGCCCAACGCGUUUGACCCACGCACCCCUUUCGGCCGAUACGCAACUCAAGACAUACCAAAGCUGUGGCCCGGUUGUUACGAGUUCUACACCGGCCACCACAGUAGAGGCACCCGCGGAGAUAGCAGUGGAUACGACCAUAGUGCCGACUGUAGGUACACUGGAGAGCUUUGACCAGGCUGUCAGUAUGAGUGGGGGUGGUGUAUCACCCACUCAGGAAUAUGUGAGUAUAUCUGUACAGGCACAGAGACACACACCACAGACGCACACACAGGCGCAGGGGCGCGGGCCUUCCCAAACAUUGUUGCACGCUAACAUGCAGAUAUCAACGCAGCUACAGUCACACACACCUAUGGCAGCUCAGGGACAUACGAGUUUGUUACAGAGGGCUUUAUCACCUCUGCGGCCGAAAAGAUUAGGGCCUACGGCGGGACUGACACCUGUCAACAACACCAGUGACAUCAGCACGAGAUCUAGCGUAGACUCGGGGAGGACUGUGAAGAGUGAAGACAUACAGGAUGUGCCUAUACUUUCACCCAAGUAUGUAGGUGUGGGCAUAUGCGUGUACACAGUAUGUUAA